Molecule: messenger RNA, 1706 nt
Organism: Xiphias gladius (swordfish)
Lineage: Eukaryota; Metazoa; Chordata; Actinopteri; Istiophoriformes; Xiphiidae
Product: protein shisa-4-like
Exons: 5
Coding region: 1-756 (251 amino acids)
Source: RefSeq, a predicted model, not a curated record
AUGGUUUCAAGUGUCUUGGGUAGUCUCGUGUGUGUGAUCCUGCACCUGGCUGUAUGCGAUGAUUACUGUAGCAGCUACUGGGACACGGAUGGUUUCUACCAUGAUACUCAGCAAUGUGGCUUUCAGUACUGCUGUGGAGACUGCGACAAGAAAUACUGCUGCAGUGGACAGGAAAACCAUCUAACUCAAGAAAAACAAGAAGGCUGUGGUGGAAGGCCUAGCAAUGAGAAACAAAUCCGUGCUGCUGCAGUUCUGGGAGGCAUCUUUGCAUCUAUUUUUCCCAUUAUCCUUUGUGUGGUUCUCAUCGUCUGCUGUGUGUCUCCCUGCUGCUUGUUUUACAAGUGUCGAAAAGGAACCGACCAAAGGCAGCAAAGUAGGACAAAUGUUCGGUUAAAGUUUAGUUUGUGUAGGAAACUACACUGUCAGACUCUACGAUGUACUGAUUGUGCAGUUGUGAUAUACACCACCAAUGCAGUCAAUGCACCCCAGCAGCCAGUCUCCUCCUCUGGAAAAAAGCUGUCCUUCCCAGGCUACCAGCCUGUACUCGUCCUGCAUGGAUAUGGAGGCUCACCAACACCCACAGCACCACCGCAUUCAUACCUGGAAGCUACAGAUCCAGCUCGCUCUCCAGUUCCACCCCCUCAGCGGCAGCCGAUGUACCCCCUCCAACCACUUGGCCAGCCUCAUGCACCGCCACUACAUUCAGAUGAACUUGCACAGCCACCUUACAACCCGUCUUAUGGCCCACACCCCUGAAUCGGAAAGCUUACCAGAUAAAAACAGUGCAUGAUUGUUGCACCACCGUUCUCAGGGGAAUGUGUGAGUGAAUGUGUGUUUUAGAUAGUGUUUAUACAGCGGAAACAACUUUGUGGGAUGUCAAAUUAAAUACAUCUGGUGAUAUUUAAGCCAAACUGUUCAUAAUUUAAACCAGACUACCAAAAAUCUUUGCUGUAUUUUGCUGCUGCUACUUUUUAAGUGUAAACUUUUGUGAAUAAUAACUUCAGUAAUGACCAUUUGUUUAGCAGUAUCCAAUUUGAAACUAUGAUAACUUUUAAAAUUGAUGUGUUGAAUGCUGAAAAACACUCAAUUCCAGGAGUACAAAACACAAAUAUCAAGUCAGGAGAGAGAGAAAAAAUAUAAAAACAACGAUUAUUGGGUAAAAAAAAAAAACUACAAACACUGUAACAUGAGCACAACAAUUAAGGAAAAAUCCCAAAAAAACAGGGAAGUCUUGUUUGUUGUGCAGUGUUGUUGUUCCUGCAGGUGAUGAUCAUGAGCUGUAUGUUUGACUAGGUCCCCAUCAGCUGGGGGAUUCAUGUGUAUUAUUAUACUCAACGCUUACAGUACAAAGUACAAAGCCUCAUUUUCUUACAUCACAUAUGAACAGCACUGUUAAUACAUAUAUACUCUUUCAAUUGACCCAUGAGUCCGAUGUACUUUUCAAUAAACUCUAGCUGCCACUAGAGGUCUCCUCAGCCCCACUUCUGAAUAGAAAAGCGAAACAGUUGAACACAAUAUGCUGCGUGCUGGUGCUACACGGUAUUGUUAUCAAGCAAAUUGUUUUAAAUGCUAAACAACAAACCUAUGAUUCUGACAAAAAGGUAGUCUCAACAAGAUUAAGCAUACUUCUUUUUCUUGCAGAGGUCCAGGAUUAAAAUCCCAGGUGUCUGUAUUUUAACCACUUGAUCUACAGGAUACAUGGUUGG